ACAAAAAUUAAAUAACACAAAUUAUUUAUUAAAAGAAAAUAAAUUUUUCUAGAAAAAGUUUUUAAAAAUUAUAUCUUUAAAUAGUGUUUUGUAAAUGAUAUUUACGCCUUAAAUUUCAUUUAAUUAAUGAAAUUUUUAAAUGGUUUAAUUAAUCAAAAACCCAUACAAUUUAAUUGUAAAAAUUAAGAUGAUCAUUUUGCUUGUUAUUGGGUAACUGAUCUCUGCGUGUAUGUUGUGUUUUUUUUUUUUCAAAAUUUCUAAACAAAAGUUUGAAAAAUUUAAUUUGUUAAUGAUUGUUGUAACUUUUCGAAAUAAAAACAAAUUAAGCUACUGUAAAUUAAAACCGAAAUAUAUUAUUAAAACAAAAGCUUAAUAUUGAUGAGAAACUAAUAAUAUAAUUAUUUUUUAAAAACAACAAAAAACAUAUUGAGAAAAAUAUAUUGAAAUAUUAGCUUAUUAUGGGAUUAAAUUAAUAACUAAUUUGUUAUUUUUUUCUGCUGCACUUGGAGAAAAAAGAUUAUGUUUUCUAUAUGACAGAAUUGCGCGCAAUAUCUUAAAGCUAUAUUAGGAAAAAGUUCGUUGAGAACUUUUUGCUUAACUAAUUUAAUAUCGAAAGCAUGCGCCUAUUUAAGACGCGCAAAUCCAUAGAUACUACUCAUAAUCCUUUGGCAUCGGAUAGUCAAACCUCAAAUCAUUCACCAGUAGCAACAUGUGCCUCGAAAUUUACCAAAUCAAUAAGUGGUUCUUCUACCAUAUCAUCGUCAUUGCCCGAUUUGCAUGAUAAUUCACCCGUUAUGAUUUUAAGUUGUACGAAUUUAAGUACCAGCGGUACUCCAAAUAUAGCAGUUUCCUCCUCAGCUCAUACAACACCGCCCAAGAGUAAUGAUUCCAUGUCGCCGCAACAAUGUUCUACACCUGGUAUACAUUAUCAAGCUGUUCAACAAAAUCUUAAUUACUCUCAUAGUGGUAGACAGACACCAUCGGCUUUAUCUGUGGCCUCUUUAAAUGAUGCUGUCCUCCAGCGACCGGCCAGUGUGCAUAUUUUUAAUCAUAAGGCCAAUUCUUUAUUGUUAAAUUAUGGUGGCAGUAGUAAUGAUAUAGCCGGUCCACCAACUGGUCAAUAUCAAAAAUAUUCUCAAAGUACAAAUAAUGGCACAAUAUCGAGAGGUUUGUUGGGGCAACAUCAUCGUAAUACCUCUUCGUCGAGUAGUUGUAUAUAUGAAAAGACGAAUGGUGCUGCUGGAGCAAGAAAUUCUAUUGGUGGUAGUUUGAAUAUAACACCGAAUGGUUGUAAUAACAAGCAAAGUAAUUCUUUGCAAUUAAUGGGAUCUAAUGUUUUCACUUGGGGUAAACGUAUGAGCCGUAAACUAGACAUCUUAAAACGCAGUGACACCCACAACACUCACAAGUCUCACACCGAUUUACGCAGCCUCUUCCACUCGCCCAAUCAUCACAAUGCCAGCAGCAAUAACACCAAUCAAUGCAAUAACACUCCCACACACAAUUCCAACAAUCGUGAGGGACACUAUCAAAGCAAUACCCUAAAGAAAUGUAAAUCUGGACCCAUAGAAACGAUUAAAAAUCGUGAACAGCAAAAAAAUCAAAGUAUAAAAUUACAAAAUAAAUUGGAAGGAACACAGCACUCUGCCUCAGCUUCUAGUACACCAACACACACGUCGCAAACGAGGCCGCAGACAAAGGCUAUAAAGAAUUUCUUUCAUCGCAUAGGAUCGACAGGCAUGUUAAAUCAUAAAUCUCAUAAUCUGGUCAAAGCGGCGGAGCAACCAAAUAAUCAAGCAUCAACAGCUUCUCUAUAUCGUAGUAGUUCAACGAGUCAGUUGACUACUUGUUCCUAUGUGAAGUGUGAUGAUCCUAGUGAUGGUUUAAAUUUAGCUAAUGGUCAAAAGAGGCAAUCAAUGAGUGGUUUGCUUAAAAGUGGAGCUAAUUUGUUAAAUGGCAGUAAUGGUAGUAUAGCCAGUGCGGGUAUAAAGUCUAGUAGUUGUGAUGAUAUAGCCAAGGUGGGACAAGUGGUUAUAACAACAACUAACUCAGCAUCAGAACCCUCUUCAGCCACCUCACCCCAAAACUCGGGAGAUCCUAAUAGUAGAAGAGCCGCCUUUCCUUAUGCCUUUCUGCGCUCUAGACUAUCCGUGUUACCAGAAGAAAAUAAUGGUUCGGUGAUGAAACAACCUUCCCUCUCCAGUUUACACACUUUGGCCGAGCAACAGCAGCAACAACAGUAUCUGCAUGUACCCAAUUCUCCUUUACCAAAACAUCGCAAUUCCACUAUUUUACCUGCCGUCGAAACUGACUUUAAUCAAUUGACAGAUAAUCUCUCAAUUGCUAGCUCUACACCAAAUCAUUCGGUAAAAAUGAUUUAUCGGAAUGAUUCUUUAACGAAGCGUUAUUCCUCGGAUGAUAGUGCUAUUGGCAAUUGCUCGCCCAUGCAGCAGGCAUCUCAACAGUCUGGCGGCGGCAGUGGUGAUGUUUCACGCAACAACAGCAUUACUUCCAAGGACUGGGAACCACUUUACCAAAGAUUAAGUAGUUGUCUAAGUUCAAAUGAAUCGGGUUACGAUAGUGAUGGUGGCAAUAAUAUCACACGCCUAAGCAAUAGUCUUGGUAUCUCCGGAGGAGAUACAGAAUCCAUUGCUUCGGGUACUCUAAAAAGAAAUUCCCUAAUAUCACUCACCUCAUCGGAGGGUUUGGGAGGUGGAGUGAUGACAAGUGGUGGCGGUAGUAAUGCUUUGCGUUCGAGUAGUAUUUGUAGUACUAUGAGUGGUCCCGUUUCGUUGGGUGGCUAUAAUUAUGAUUAUGAAACCGAGACUAUACGUCGUCGGUUUAGACAGGUGAAAUUGGAGAGAAAAUGCCAAGAGGACUAUAUAGGUUUGGUACUAUCGCCCAAAACUGUACAAACCAGCAAUAAUGAAAUGCAAUAUAGAUAUUUGAUUGUCGAAAUAGAUACGUAUGGUAUGGCUCAAAAAGAUGGCCGCCUUCGUUUGGGAGACGAAAUUGUCAAUGUUAAUGGCAAUCAUUUACGUGGCAUACAAUCGUUCCAGGAGGUACAACGUUUACUAAGCUCCUUUGUCGACAAUUGCAUUGAUUUGGUUAUAGCCCACGAUGAGGUUCAUACUAUAACGGAUUUUUAUACUAAAAUCAAAAUUGAUGGCUCUUCAGCUUAUGGGCAAAAAACAGAAAUGGAAUCAAAUCCAACACAAACUGAUUUGUAUAGUUCUAUGCAAUCUCUAACAGCGGACACGCCACCACCACCGCCUCAAUCAAGAAAUGAUUAUUUGGCUCGAGCUAGAAAACGUUUAAGUUAUACACAACGCACCCAAAGUACCGACAGUAUCAAUAGCUAUGAUUUGCAUAGUUUACAGUUGGCUUUGGAACAUGAACGAGAUGAUGAUGCCGAGUCUAUAGCUAGUACUUCUACCAUUAACUCAGCCGUGGAUGUUACUUCACCGCCCAGUGGACCAAUGCCCCCUUCCAUGCCUUUAAUGCAGCACAGAAGAUGUUCCACUCCACGACAUUCUAUGGAUGCCUCUGCUUUGGAACAUUUAAGACGUCGUGCCCGUUCUUCUUCAGGUCAGCGCAAUUUGGAAUUAACCCCUAUGCUUUACACAAACGAAUACACUCCGGUCUAUAACAAUCGUUCGUCUAGUGUUUCUCUAGCUACGCACACGAUAAGCGAUGAUGAGAAAUGGCAAUUGUUGAAUCGUAAACGCUGUUCAGAGGGCGCCGCGAUACAGACACCCCUACAGCCGCCUCAGUGUGGUAAUCGUAGUGCUUCUUUAAGUAUAGAAACUCGCAAAGCUAGUCUCAUAAGUCAAGAUAGUUUGGAGGGUGCUACACAAGCAGCACAACCCUUCCCAGCACGCACUCACUAUACCCGCAAUUCAAUAAAUCUCUCAAAUUCGCAUUAUCGUUCGUUGCGUUUUGCACACUCUCGCCUUAGUUCGUCACGUUUAAGUUUAUUUCUGCAGCCAAAUAAUACUAAUAAUCAAGCUCAAACAGCAACAACAAAUGCUAACCAACAACAACAACAACAAUACACCAAUAAUACAACAAAUAAUCAUAAUAAGACUAAUGCUAAUACUAAUAAUCACAACCAAACAAACACCAACAACAAUUAUUCCCUUCAUAAUGAUAACACCAACUCUGCCACACCUACAAUAACUUUAGCUAAUAAUGUCCUUGAUUUAGAGGAUGACAACGUUACUAGUUGUGGUGUUAGUAAACGUUUUCAAUCGUCUGUAAAUGCUCAACAACAGCAUCAAACGGAUGUUACACAUGAUCUCAAUAGUACAACAACAACAAAACAAUUGCACCAACAAAUGCCACCAAAAUAUAUAAGUAAUACUACUUUAACCUUAAAUCAUUUAACCAAACACAAUAAUCAUCAUCAACAUCAAAAUAAUUUAAAUGUUCCUUCAUCCACUACAACAAAUCAAUCUAAUGCUUCAACCACUACUACAGCAACAGUGGGUAAUCGGACAUAUUUAACACCGGCUAUGGCUACACCAUCAGCAGCCAUGCUACAACAUCAUCGUCCCUCAUUACCCGUGGCCAAACUAACAAUUAGAGAUGAAGAAAUGGCUGAGGUAAUCAGAGCCUCAAUGAGUGAUGGCUCCCGACGCGGUACUCCUAGAGUUGUGACAUUCUUUAAGGGACCUGGCAUGAAAUCUUUAGGUUUUAGUAUUGUUGGCGGUCGUGAUUCACCUAAAGGUAACAUGGGCAUUUUUGUUAAGACUGUAUUCCCUACGGGACAGGCAGCAGAUGAUGGCACAUUGCAAGCUGGCGAUGAAAUUUUAGAAAUCAAUGGCAAUUCAGUACAAGGUAUGAGUCAUGCCGAAACUAUAGCAUUAUUUAAAAAUGUUCGAGAGGGUGCUAUAGUUCUAAAACUACUAAGAAGAAGACUACAAAAGGCUAAAUCAAUGGGGGCUUAAAAGAGAGCA
This is a messenger RNA of Lucilia cuprina (Australian sheep blowfly), 4958 nucleotides long. RefSeq names its product putative mediator of RNA polymerase II transcription subunit 24. The transcript is spliced from 7 exons. NCBI's taxonomy places the organism in Eukaryota, Metazoa, Arthropoda, Insecta, Diptera, Calliphoridae. Gene Ontology annotation, molecular function: protein binding. The coding region runs from base 618 to 4949 and encodes 1443 amino acids. The record is from RefSeq and is a predicted model, not a curated record.